This is a messenger RNA of Lactuca virosa, 1608 nucleotides long. Lineage: Eukaryota; Viridiplantae; Streptophyta; Magnoliopsida; Asterales; Asteraceae. The record is from the annotation of a GenBank genome assembly.
AUGCCUCGCGAGCAACUGCAAGUGCUCAAUGCACUUGAUACUGCCAAGACCCAGUUAUACCAUUUCACGGCAAUUGUCAUCGCCGGAAUGGGUUUCUUCACAGAUGCAUACGAUCUCUUUGCAAUUUCUCUGGUCACCAAACUGCUUGGCCGUAUCUACUACCACAGAGAGGGUGCACUGAAGCCCGGAACUCUACCCCCUGGUGUGAACUCUUCGGUCACAGCCGUUGCUCUUGUUGGAACCUUAGCCGGUCAACUCUUCUUCGGGUGGCUUGGUGAUAAAAUGGGCCGAAAAAAGGUCUACGGUAUGACUUUGGCUGUCAUGGUUAUAUGCUCCCUAGCUUCGGGGCUCUCUUUUGGGAGGGAACGGAGAUCUGUGAUGGCUGUCCUUUGUUUCUUUAGAUUCUGGCUUGGGUUUGGUAUCGGUGGUGAUUAUCCUCUCUCUGCAACGAUUAUGUCGGAAUACGCUAACAAGAAGACACGUGGUGCCUUUAUCGCUGCGGUUUUCGCCAUGCAAGGGUUUGGGAUUUUGGCUAGUGGGAUUGUUGCAUUAGUAGUGUCGGCUGCUUUUGACCAUGCAUUUAGUGCUCCUUCGUAUGCGACAAACGCUUUAUUGUCAACUCCGGUACAAGCCGACUACGUCUGGCGUAUCAUACUCAUGUUUGGUGCUAUUCCGGCAGGGUUGACUUAUUACUGGCGUAUGAAGAUGCCAGAAACUGCACGUUACACCGCUCUGGUUGCAAAAAACGCUAAACAAGCAGCAUCAGAUAUGGCUCGAGUUUUGCAAGUUGACAUUGAAGCCGAAGAACAGAAGGUAGAGACAAUUACACAGGAUAAAAGAAACUCAUUCGGAUUGUUUUCAAAAGCAUUCCUCCGUCGCCAUGGACUCCACUUGCUCGGAACCACCAGUACUUGGUUCUUACUUGACAUCGCUUUCUACUCACAAAAUCUCUUCCAAAAAGACGUCUUCACAGCCAUCGGAUGGAUCCCUCCGGCAGCAACAAUGAACGCCAUUGGAGAGGUUUUCAGGGUGGCUAGAGCUCAAACUCUUAUUGCACUUUGCAGUACUGUUCCUGGAUACUGGUUCACAGUUGCAUUUAUCGAUAUCAUCGGUCGUUUCGCAAUCCAACUCAUGGGAUUCUUCUUUAUGACGGUUUUCAUGUUCGCUCUCGCCAUUCCUUACCACCAUUGGACCUUACAUGACAACCGUAUCGGCUUCAUCAUCAUCUACUCUUUGACGUUUUUCUUUGCUAACUUUGGCCCUAAUGCUACCACUUUCGUCGUUCCUGCCGAAAUCUUUCCGGCUAGGCUCAGGUCCACUUGCCACGGUAUCUCUGCAGCCGCAGGUAAAGCAGGCGCGAUAGUUGGUGCUUAUGGAUUUCUGUACGCUUCUCAGAGCUCUGACCCUAAGAAGACCGACGCUGGUUACCCACCAGGUAUUGGAAUCAAGAACUCGCUCAUCGUUCUUGGUGUAAUCAACUUUUUAGGGAUGUUGUUCACGUUUUUAGUCCCUGAACCAAAUGGCAAAUCGCUCGAAGAACUGUCUGGUGAGAAUGAGCAAGAUGACGAAGUCGAGCAGACCACAUCUAACCGAACUGUUCCUGUCUGA